AUGGAGGCGCCCGGUGCCUCGCGCAUGUUCUGCAAUGGAGGCGCCCGGUGUGGUGAGCAGGCGAACAGUAGCCCCGCCGUCCUGUCGGUCGUCGUCGGUGCCGCUGGCAUCGGUGCGGUCGAUCUACUACCAACCAAGCAGCAGCAGGACGAAGAGGAAACAUCACAGGAGCUAUUGCGCCCGGUGGCCGGUGUCCUGCGCAGCGCUAUCACCUCGUCGAAUGCAGCGUCCGUUUCGUCGUUGCGUGAGCCCGGCCUUCGACGGCGGGUGUCGGAUAACGCCAUCGCCCUACGGAGGUUGGUGCAACCGUGCCACCAGUACGCUUGGCUACGCCGGACCCCGGUGAGCCCCGCGAUACCGAAUCCUGUAGCCCCGGAGUCGCUGGCCGAGCGCCGCACAGAGUUGGCGAACGGCAGCAGCAGCAACAGCAACAGCAGCAGCAACAACAGCAGCAUGGGCACGAAGAUGUCAUCGUGCUGUCGGCUGAAGACGCCCGGGCUGACGGCGGACCGCCGGACCAAGUCAACCGGCAAUUUGAACCAAGAUACGGCGCAGUACUUCUAUCAGUACCAGCAGCACCACAAUAAUAACAAUCCGGUCGACGUGCUGUUACUGAGGGCAUCGUUGCAGGUCAGCAACGGCAGUGGCCGAUCGUCGGAGAAGGAUUCGCUAGGCACUCACUCGCCGAAGCAACCGCCGCUACACCUGCCACCGCAACCGGACCUGGCCUCCUGCGCUACACUGCCCGUCGGUUCGGACAAUCUGGCCACCGAUCCGGCCACCACAGUCAUCUGCGGCAGUCUGCCGACCUACCUGGAGUACAACCGGUCCGGAUCACCGUUCUACGGUGAGGUCUCGUCCGCGGAGCAGGAAGCGAGCGUCCAACAGAAUAAGGAGCUACUCUACAGCGCCGCGGACCGGAAGCACCCGAUCGAUCAUCAGCUGCGGCGGGUGCUGUACUGCAGUCCGCACAUCGCCGAUGCGCUCGGCUGCGACCAGGGCUACGGGAGCGAGCGAUCUCCGGAGGACGAACCGCCUCCGAGUCCGACGACCGCAUCCGUCACACCGAAGCGACCGCAGAGACCUCAACCACCUCCACCCAUGUCCGGGAUGCUGACACACCCACCCGAACCUGACGACUCCCUCGGCAACCCACUGUUCGACCCGUUCACCCUUGCCUACCCAUUCAUCACCGAUGAUUCCAUCUUUUGCGUGCAGAUCGCGAAAAGCGCCAAUGAGGUCGGCCUAUCGUUUUCCGGUGGCAAGGACUCGACCGCCCCGUACCCGGGCCUGAUCCGCAUCAAGCGGCUCUUUCCGCACAUGCCGGCCUGGAACACCGGUGCACUGCAACCGGGCGAUAUCGUGCUCGCGGUCAACGAAACCCCGCUCACUGGGCUCACGAACUACCAAGCCCUGAAGGUGCUGCGCAAGGCGGAUCGGAUCAUCACGCUGAUAGUGUGCCGGCCGCCAGACGACGAGUACCGGAAGCUAUCGCCGCCGAUAGAGCAGCCGAGACCGCCCCUGAGAGCGGGCCUCGGCUGCCCAUCGCCACUCAUCACGAUCAACGAUGGCCAGCACCAGCAGCAGGAGCAAAGCCUCCACGAGAAGCCAGCGUACUGCGGGUUCGGUAACGUGUCCGCAGCCACUCUGUAUCACCCGGGGCUGCUUCAACCACUGCCCGAUCCGGCCCAAACCAGCUGCAGUGGGGAGUUCGAGAUCGUGCUGACGAAGCAGCAGGGCUCGCUCGGGUUCACCAUGCACAAGGAGGACGACUCGGUGCUGGGCCACUGCGUCCGGGCGCUCGUCCGCGAGCCGGCCCUGAGCGACGGCCGGAUCCGACCCGGCGAUAAGAUCGUCGCCGUGAACGGUGUCCUGCUGGCGGGCAUGACGCACGAGGAGGCGGUGCUGUUUACGCGCCAGACCGGCGAUACCGUGCGGCUGCGGCUGUACCGCGACCAGUCCCCCAGUCCGACCUCAUCGCCGACUAGCGAGUCCACGCUGUUACUGCUCGGUGGUGGCGGUGGCCGUGGUGCCAAGGCAGGGCCGGGCCGUGCGGUACCGCCUGGCCAGCGUCUGCGCCCGGAAGCACUUAAUCUGCUGGCGAAUCUGGCCGCGCACCGUAAGCAGCGGCAGCAGCAGCAGGAUGGUGCCGGAACAUCCCUCGACCGGUCCGAUCGCCGUCUGAUCCGGAAGGCCUACGUCCACUGUCCGUCCGGUCAGUGUCGGCACAACUGUGUCCCUGCGACACUGCAGCACCACCAUUCCAGUGACGUCACCCGGUCGCCGGUGAGCGGCCUGGACGGUACGGUUUCCUAUGAUGGUGGUGGUGGUGGUAGUGGUGGUGGUGAUGACGGUGACGUUGAUGAGGACGACUUCGCCAACACUUUCUACGCGGACGAAGAGCUCGAGGACGUCGUGCGGGCCGACGACUUCGAGCGGCUCCUGCUAGACGAUGGCUCCAGCUCGAGCAGCUUCGGCCGGCAUGCUCGGUUGCCAGUGGCGGAGAAGGCCCCGGCUCUCGGUCCGGACUCCCCGGUGAGUCUGCCGUGCGAAACGUUCCUGGUGGCGUGCACGACCGACCAGGAUCUGCGCCAGGCGGAGGACUGCGACGGCCAGCAGACGCGGGAAGCGAUCUACGUACAGCACUUCGCGCACAAGGCCCUGUACGCGUCGGUCACCGUGCCGACCCGUGCCGGGGCGGCCGAGAUGGUGGAGGCGGUCGAGAGAGGAGGGAGAAAAGGACUAAUGAAGUGGAAGGGCGCCACGUUGCUUCCGGACGAGAAGGCAGAAAAAACCGCGGAACCGAGCACCGGAAACCCGCGGGCGGAACCGGCCGACGCAGGUAGCUCGAACACCGGUAAUCAUUCGGUGGACGACUCUAGCCAAUCACCCACACCGGAUGCGGCAACCACGGCCACCACGACGCCCACGACCGGGCAAGACGAGAUGGUCGACUUCCAGAUCCGCGACGUUACGGACGAUGGGGCUGCCGGAUGUGAGGUCAUCACCGUCGAGCUGAACCGGGGCUGGAACAGUCGGCUGGGUUUCAGCCUGUCGCAGGACGUGAGUCAACCGGCUCACCAAGCAACCGGCGCCCGCACAGUGAUUAGCGCGAUUCACCCGGACAGUGUAGCGGCUCGGGACGGUCGGCUACGGGUGGGCGACGUGCUGCUUAAGGUGAACGAGGAAUCGGUCGAAAGGAUGCCGACCGCAAGCGUGAUCGAGCUGAUUCGCAUUGUGCGAGGUGCCAUCUUCAUCAAGCUGUUGCGCCCGACCGGUAGUGAUACGAUGCAGGCAACCAAGGCCCCCAGUGAUACGAUGCAGGAUGCCGAUGGCGAUGGCAACGGCGAAGCAGGGUACACCAUCCUUCCAAUGCCCACAGAUAGUACACCGUUCGACCAGCAGCAACACUAGUAGUAGCAUCGGUGGUAGUGGUAGGACCUUCCACCCACCACACACCUUUUUGGUCCGUUCCUAGCCUUAAGCAGUAGCACAUAAUAAUCACAGUGCACCCUCUGGUGACGGUGGUAGGUUGAACAACAUCAAUUACACACGAGCAGGGUAGGGUGGACGCGAUGAAUGAGCAGCAGACCCACGUAGGGCCCACGAGAUACCUCUCAUUGUUGGUUUUGUGUUUGUCUAUACUCGGUGCGUAGCAUGUAAGAUGUCGUGUGCUGUACGUGUCAUAGUUGAUCGCAUGGGCGUCAUCGAACUAGAAGAUGGUAGGGCUUUUAGUGGCUGCCAACUUUGCUGGCCCCAACGCCCUGGCACAGUAACGGAAUUGCGAAGGAAUUGAAGAAGAGCCCCCUCGACUCUCUCGAGGCUACCUAGUAUCCGGAACCAAACGCCUGCACAUACGCCAUGAACAGCUGUUGUUACCAAAUGUCCCCCCCAAAGAGGUAAUGAGGUUUGUUGAUUGUUUUCUUCGUUUUUACUGCUCUAAAAAGAGAUAAAUACAACACGUUGUGUGUCGUAGAAUUAGCGAUCCCUCAAAAUCUCUUCCAACACUUAGGCAAUUCAGGGGUUCAGUUUACCUGUUGCUAGUCACGCAAUACCGAAAACGGGCUUCACAAUGCAAAACAGCAGCAGAGUCCGACGAUUCGAAAGACAAGAAACCGAUACCACGCAGCACCCAGUUGCAUUGAAUAAGUUACUACGUUAUUUGUUACACAGCGUUGGCACCAAAUUCAUGGCGUAGGAACCAACAAAAUAGGAAAAUUGCACACUAUUACCGUUUUGGGACAUUAAGCACUGUGCAAAGGCUUGCGUUCACACGAUUUUAAAAGCACUGCAAACGGGGGCGUUUUUUACUCUUCGCUGGCGCUCGUCUAGCGGUUGUGCGGCGGUUCCGAAACGAACCGGCGUCAAGGAAUUGCAACACUGUAGAGGAAAAAGUUUUAUCGUACAAAAUAUGGUAUUGCUCUAACGCUCGUCUACGGUCACAAAACACGAAGAAUGAAGCGGGAAAGGCGCAAGAGGUGCCUCAUGAAGAGCUUACUGAGUCGACCAGAUCGAAAGGCGCGUGCUGUGGUAGCAGUAGCACUUCAUAAAUAUCAGAAAAAUCUCCGAAAACGAUGUGGCCGUGGUGUAGAAUGUUUCCGGCGGGCAGAAGUUGAUCAGUAGUCGGUAACGAUUCCCUAGGAUCCGCCCAUAAAAAAACACACCGUUAUAGUAAGCAACAGAGACUAACGUUGGCCGCCCGGUGGUUGUCACUACCGGAUAGGAAGAAGAGUCGCGGCCAAGGGGCCAAAGAAGAAGAGAAGAAGAACGUGAACGUGAUCAAACCCCUGCACCCGGAAACGGUUAAAGCAUGCAGUUAAAGGCUCGCAGCAAGAAUAAGUAGACAUUCAA
Molecule: messenger RNA, 4851 nt
Organism: Anopheles bellator
Lineage: Eukaryota; Metazoa; Arthropoda; Insecta; Diptera; Culicidae
Exons: 12
Coding region: 1-3414 (1137 amino acids)
Molecular function (GO): protein binding
Source: RefSeq, a predicted model, not a curated record